AUGUUAGGUGCCAAGCAAAUGAUUAUUGCUGUGAAUAAGAUGGAUGCUGACACUGUGUCCUACUCCGAAAAUCGUUUCAAUCAAAUCCAAAUUGAACUAUCUACCUAUUUAAAACAAAUUGGUUAUCCAUUCGAGAACGUCGUAUUUGUUCCCAUCUCUGCUUGGAAUGGAGAUAAUUUGGUCACAGUAUCGAACAAAACGGCCUGGUUCACUGGCUCGAUCAUAGAACGUCAAGAAGGCAAUGUUAUCUGCAAAACUUUCCUGGAAGCUAUUGAUACAAUUGUUGUUCAGCGUCAACAAUUUAUCGAUAAGCCACUCCGUUUGCCAUUACAGAAUGUCUAUAAAGUACGUGGCAUUGGAACAGUCGCUAUGGGUCGAGUCGAGACCGGUGUAUUGAAAACAAAUAUGAUUGUUAGCUUUCCUCCAUUGAAUCUGACGGCUACUGUUCGAUCGAUCGAAAUGUGCUACGAAACUCUCACAGAGGCUUUUCCAGAUACUAUUGUUGCCUUUAAUAUCAAAAAUAUUAAUGCAAAAGAAUUACGACAUGGUCUCGUCUGUUCAGACAUGCAGAAUGAUCCGGCUCGAGAGACUACAACCUUCAUUGCUCAGAUUUUUAUGCUCAAUCAUUCGGGUCAAAUUGAACAAGGUGAUCAUCUUAUAGUCCACUGUCAUACGGCACGUUUUGCUUGUCUACUUAUUGAAUUAAUUGAUAAAAUCGAUCAUCAAAUAAGUGAAAUAAUUCAAGUGUAUCCACAAUCAAUCAAAUCAGGCGAUCUUGCUACAGUGAAAAUGAUUCCGUUGGAACCUGUUUGCGUUGAAAAAUUUGACGAUUAUCCAUCAUUAGGCUAUUUCAUUGUGCGUGACAAGAAUAAAAUAAUGGCCAUUGGCAUCAUCAACGAUGUUGAAAAGGUAUGA
Molecule: messenger RNA, 915 nt
Organism: Rotaria sordida
Lineage: Eukaryota; Metazoa; Rotifera; Eurotatoria; Philodinida; Philodinidae
Source: the annotation of a GenBank genome assembly